UGUCUUCAGAAUGAUCUCAUUGUGACAAAAAUGUCUCAGGGGGAGAGUUGUGGUUCUUUUUUUUUCUGUUCACUAUGGAUACCUUGUGACUCUGUCCUACAACUUUGUUACGGACACUUGUAGUUGUUGUUUCCUUCUUACAACUUUGUUACGGACACUUAAAGUUUUUGUUUUCAUCUUACAACUUCCUUUGAUCUACUAGUAAUCAGUUACGUUUUCCAUCCACCUAAAUCUCUACUGAAAGUGUGCUUGUAUCUUCUGCGAAGACAAGACAGUUCAAGAAAUUGGAUAAAAGGCAAAAUGUUUUACAAAUACAUUUUACUUAUGUCAUGCACGAGAAUGACGUCAUUUCGCUAGCCACCGUCACAAAUGGGAAGUAGUUAUCCAUUAGACUCUCAGACCAGUGGCGUCACCUCUCCAGAUGUGACCACUUCGGACAGCGGGAACCUGACCAUGGGGUCGGCGAUUGAAUAUGAGGAUCCCUUCUCGAAUCCCUGGUUCAAGAGUGCCUUUAUCUUGCUGUACUGUGUUGUUUUCUUCGUUUGCUGCUUUGGUAAUAGUGUGGUGUUAUAUGUCAUUGCCGCCAACAAAAGAAUGAGAACCAGAACCAAUUUUUUCCUGGCCAAUCUGGCGGUAGCGGACCUGAGUGUUGGCGUCGUCUGCAUCAUGCCGAAGCUCAUACAGUAUUUGUCUUCAAGAUGGUUGCUUGGUGAGGUGAUGUGUAAAAUCAGUUACUUCGCCCAGAACAUGACGUACACGGCGUCCAUUAUGCUGUUGACCGUCAUCGCCAUAGAGCGCUAUAUCGCCGUUCUUCAUCCGCUCAGGUCAAAGUGCAUUGUCACGGAAACGAGGCUGGUCAUUGCCCAGAUAUCCAUUUGGGUUUUGUCGGCAGCGUACAAUUCUCCGGACAUCCACAAUUUUACUGUAUUCAAAGCUGAAGAUCCAGUCAGUAACGGGACUGUCUCCUUCUGUCUGCCCAUUCGUCCUAUUACCAAUUUGAGAAAUUAUUACUCCAUCAACUUUGUCGUCUGGUACAUACUACCUUUGGGGGUCAUGAUCUUCAUGUAUACCAAAGUUUGUUGUGCCUUGUGGCAGAGCGGGAAGCUGACGUGUCACAACUCACAGAACACUUUGCUCUUGAGGCCAGUCUCGUGUCGAGACUCUACACCAACGAGGCAGGAAACUGUUCUAUGCUAUGAGGGAUCCGUUACUGGUGUCCAGACACGGACGUUUCAAGGAUCGUCAUUCUCAAACAAAGGACCUCAAUAUAAAAGCAAAGCUCAAAAUAAUAAUAUCGCCAAAAGAACAGGGUCUUGGCAUAUUUUUCGAGAAGCACCUCGGAAAGGGAACCAAGUGGAGAGUCCAUCUCCAGAUGAGAUGGACCAAGCUAUUUUAGAAACUGAGCCACCAGGUCCUGAUCAGCGGUGCUUCCCUGGGGCUAAAACAGGUAACAAAUCCAGCCAUCAGCAGCCUAAAAAGGCGAGACGUUACCUGUCGUGUGACUACACCUCUGAAGGAGACGCCACUUCUUCGGAGGAUGGUGAGAAGGCUGGCAAUAGCGUCCCAGCCACUCCAGAGGCGCGGCGUGCCAAGGGCCAGUACCGCAUGCACUCUCUUCGGGUGAUGUCCUCCAGGCGCCGCGUCAUCAAGCUUCUUGUGGUUGUCAUGGUGACAUUCGCAGUGUGCGUCUUCCCCACCCACCUAAUGUACCUUCUACUUUACUGGGAGAUUUACCCCACUCCGGAGACGACCUACGAUUGUCUUUCGCCUCUGAGCUACGUAAUGUUGUACGGUAACAGUGCCCUCAACCCAAUUCUGUACUGGCUUUUCUCAGACAUGUUUAAGCAGAGUUUAGGCAACAAAAUAUGCUGUAGGAAGAAAUAACGCUUAGGCCAACAAUGAAAUAAACAACCAAACUAAGUGUAACCAGUGCCCUUAAUCCAAUUCUUUACUGGAUAAAAUAAUAAAUAAUAAUUUGGCCAAAUAUGAAAAAAAAAAACAGCCCACUAAAGCGCUACGCCUCUGAAAGAGACACCACUUUUGUAAAAGAAAUAAUACUAAGGCCAACAAAGUCUGACCAGACUUUAUGACUGAUAAGCUUUCUUUUACCUGUUGUCGUAUUUUAGAAUUCCAUUUUUAUUUCAAAGAAAGAAAACCAAGAUCUAGAUGUUUAUGAUUUGGUCAAGUAAGAUGGAGCAGAAGUGGAGAAAGAUUUUCAAACCUCGAUAGCAUUAAGAUCACGCCCUGUGGUUAUUGGUGAUAGUAUCCAUGACGAUAUAACAGAAAUACAAAUUGGCAUGGUCAAGUAGUAAGCGCUUUCGACUGCCGUAACGAUGCUCUCGAGUUCAAACCCGGCCUACUUCUAAUAUACCCUGCCGUCCUGCAUGAUGCUAAGGGCUAGGAUGGAAUCUUAAUUUCUGAGGAACGUCCAAUACCUGUUAAACUUGUUACGGUUCUGUGUCUUCGUUAUUCUAAGGCUUUGUGGGAUGCAGGUGCCUGGUUAACUAUCUAAACUAUUUCCAGGGUGUGAUAGCUUUUCACUUCUAUGUUAGAAUUGAAAGGAAUUACUCGCAAACAAGAAACAACUAUACCAGUUUAGUGAGACUAAACAUUGAGUCUUUCGUUUUUUGUUGAUGUCACAACCUUAGCCAAAUCUCAUAGUCAUUACAAAGUUAUUAGACCAACAAGAUAAGAGUGUAUCAUGCAACAUCUGUAUAGCUCUGAUUAUAAAGUUAUUACAUAGACUAUUUUUGGGUAGGGUAAGCUGAUUUUUGUGCCUUUAUAAGGAAGUACUCUCAAUGAAGUCUUGACGUUUUGCGUUCUAGAAAAUGUUAUGUAUAAAAUGUUAUUUGCUAAGAAUGUGAAACAGAAAUACAUUAAAUAUGAUUUAUAUUAA
Biomphalaria glabrata is the source of this 2896-nucleotide messenger RNA. Its product is annotated as trissin receptor-like. Gene Ontology annotation, biological process: G protein-coupled receptor signaling pathway. The transcript is spliced from 7 exons. Lineage: Eukaryota; Metazoa; Mollusca; Gastropoda; Planorbidae. Gene Ontology annotation, molecular function: G protein-coupled receptor activity. The record is from RefSeq and is a predicted model, not a curated record. Gene Ontology annotation, cellular component: plasma membrane. Bases 370 to 1884 code for a protein of 504 amino acids.